AAAUUUCCAUAUAAGGAAAUGAAAACAGUCAAAACAGCCGCUUCCGGUUAAAACACAUGUAGUGAGUAAGAAACUAAGAAUAUCAGGAUAAAUUGAUUGUAAGAGUUAAUAAUAUACAAUCAGACACUCAAAACGGACAUUCAACAGUGUCAGCUCACUACCCCCUGAAGAUCAUCCACCGAAAUCUCACUACGCACUGUAACAACUAGAUCUACCCGAUUCCUGAAGUGAAGUGAAGAGCAUCCUCCAACAUGCAGGAUCCUAAUGCUGACACAGAAUGGAAUGACGUCCUGCGGGCGAAGGGAAUCAUCCCUCCCAAAGAGAAGGAAGUUUCAGAGGAUGACAUCGUCAAUAUCAUGGAGUCGACCAUCCAAUCCAAAACCACAGAAAAGUCAUUAGAUGAGAUGACAUUAGAUGAAUUAAACGAGAAAGAAGAUGACAUUGAUGAGGAGGAAGAGAGAAUUUUCGAGGCUUAUAGGAGACAGAGAAUGGCCGAGAUGCAGCAGGCACAGAGGAGGGCUCGGUAUGGAGAAGUGAAGGAGAUCUCGAAGGCAGACUACGUAACCGAAGUCAACAAAGCUGGAGACGGUGUCUGGGUCGUACUACAUAUCUACAAACAAUCAAUUCCAUUGUGUAAAUUAAUCAAUCAACAUUUAUCGGCAUUAGCUCAAAAAUUCCCUGAUGUGAAGUUCCUGAAGAGCAUUUCCAGUGUGUGCAUUCCUAACUACCCAGACAAAAACCUACCCACCAUGUUUAUAUACUACGAGGGAGACCUGAAAAAACAACAUGUGGGACCCCUGGUGUUUGGUGGAAUGAACUUUAAACAAGAUGAACUGGAGUGGAUGUUAUCGGAGGUAGGUGUGCUGAAGACAGAUUUAGAAGGACCGCCCAAGAAAGAAAUUCAUGACGUAAUGGAAUCCGCACUCCGACGGGGCGACGAUGAAAGUGACGAGGAUGACUGGUGAUAGCGAGGGGACAUGUCCUCUGUGUCAACAUAGUGACUGAAAUUACAACUGUUUACUGAAAGUUUGUUUCUCCAAAACAUGGUGGUAUUUUGUACUACCAAAGUGAAACAGUUUUUCUGAUGAAUAUGGCAAUGAUUAUCUCAUCCUCAUUGAUAUUCAUUUGAUGUGGGGGUUUUGUACAUACAUAAGAUUUUGAUUUGAGAAAGUCUGCUGUCCUAUCCUCCAGUAACUAUGUGUUAUAUACACUGUGCAUAUUAUGAAAAUUAUAGAAAUGAAAUAAAUCAAUGUAAGUUAACAUUCUUAUCCUCUGAUGGCAGAAUGAUAAGCAAGGUCAUGGACUUGUAUCUCCAUAUAAAAAUCUAAUCUGUAAUUACUCUACUGUAAGCUAUGAUUCACUUUUCUUGCUGAUACUAUUAUAACGAUGUUGUAUUUAUUGAUACAUUUACCUGUGUAAUGUACGAUUAAAGUUAUCAUUAAAUACAGAGUGUAUUUGUUAUCUACUGCUAUAGACAGGGAACUAUAUAUUUGUAUAUCUGUCAUAUGAUGGUGAUUAAAUUUAAUGCUGCAACA
This is a messenger RNA of Ostrea edulis (European flat oyster), 1535 nucleotides long. RefSeq names its product phosducin-like protein 3. The record is from RefSeq and is a predicted model, not a curated record. NCBI's taxonomy places the organism in Eukaryota, Metazoa, Mollusca, Bivalvia, Ostreida, Ostreidae. Gene Ontology annotation, cellular component: cytoplasm. The coding region runs from base 252 to 965 and encodes 237 amino acids. The transcript has 6 exons. Gene Ontology annotation, biological process: protein folding.